AUGUCGAAAAAUUGGAAUGAAAAUAUAGAAACAUUUGCUAAACAUAUACAAAUUUAUAAAACAUUAGCUCUUCGAUGGCAAAUCAAUCCAAGUUUUCUUCAUCGAAAUUUAAAAUAUGUUCAUAUUGCUCGAACAUCAAUACGUUCUAAUCGUAUACCAAAUCAAAAUAUUUCAAUAGACGAAAUCUUUAAAUCACGUUUAGAUGAAAGUAUGAAUAAAACAUCAUCAUUAUUACGUGGUGAUGCUUUUAAUUUACAUUUACGUGGAUGGUCAUAUGAUUCAAGCUGUCUAACAGAACGACGUGGUAUUAAACAUAAUGUUUCAUUUGAUUUAUCUGCUUCAUGCGUAGAAAAUUGUUUACUUCAUACAUCAAAUGUAUCUCGAACAAUGAAACUUGGUCGAAUUGAUUCAGUAUUACCUCAUGGUGUAGCAUCAUCAAUGAAUGAUGAUGAUGAUGAAUCAUCAACAAUUUCAUUUCAUGUUUCAACUAAAUAUACAUAUAUAUUAACAUUUUCAAGUACAAUUACAGCUGGUCGUGGUGAUGGAAAUAAAGUUUCAAUGUCGUAUGGAAAACGUAUACAACUUAAUGCAUUAUUCGAUCCUCGACAAGCAAUGUCAACAAAACAAUCACUUGAAAUUCAACUUACACCUGUUUUAAAUAAUGGAGAAGAAAUAUCAAAAACAAUAUCAUUUCAAUUUCCAACAACAUUUACAAUUUAUUUUGAUCUUACAAGAGAAGCAGUUGAAAUGUCAAGAAGUAGUGGUGCGUCAACAAGAAAACGACAACCAAUAUCACCAAGUAAAAUUCCAGCAUCACAUCAACAAGAACAACAAUAUCACGAUCCUAAUGCUAAACGAAUGAAAACAACACAAAAAUCAAAUAGAAAUUCAAAUCAUAGUAAUAAUUUACCAUUAUGGCGUGAUAUUCAAUCUAAUCAUGAUCAUAAUUCAUCAACACAUUUACCACUUUUCUAUAGUUUUCUAACGGAAAAUAAACACUGUUUGGCUACGAGUUAUAUGUCAUCAAAAGGUCAUUGUUGUCUUUGUCAAUUUACAGCUAUUAAUAAUGAUUUAGAUGUAUUAAUCAAACAUUUAUCGUAUUUUCACCCACGUUUUACAGCAUCAUUAAAGAAAAAUAGCGAUCGACCCAAUAUUGAAUUGCGUAUUAAUGCAUUCUAUGAUGGAUCACUUGAUACAUUGGAUGUGUUUUCAGAAUAUUAUCCACGUAAAAAACGUGUUACUAGUGAAUUAAUUCUUUGGCGACCACCACGUUAUCGUCGAUUGGCAAUGGACGAUGCACCAUUUGUUUGUCGUCGAGCAGCAUUAACUCGAGUUUAUCGUCAUACAACAGGUGCACAACCAAUUGAACCUGAACAUAUGCAAGUAGAUAGUGAUGAUGAAAUAUAUCCUGAAUGGACACAACAAUUAUCACGUCGUAUGAUGGAAGAUUUUCAAGAUGUAAAUGAAGGUGAAAAAGAAAUGAUGAUUAUGUGGAAUCAUCAUGUUAUGAAACAUAAUUUUAUUGCUGAUAGCCAAAUGCCCUUUGCUUGUGAAGUUUUUGUUGAAAGACAUGCAAAAGAUUUACGAGAAAAAAAUCUUAUUAAAAAUUUUUAUUUACAUUUGGCUACACUUCAAUUAUAUAAUUUAAUUAAAAAAACAGAUCUAGCAAAAUGUAUUAUUCGUUUAAAAACUAUUUUGGCAUCAUCUCCAUCUGUUUCAACUUCACCAUGA
This is a messenger RNA of Rotaria sordida, 1731 nucleotides long. The record is from the annotation of a GenBank genome assembly. NCBI's taxonomy places the organism in Eukaryota, Metazoa, Rotifera, Eurotatoria, Philodinida, Philodinidae.